This is a messenger RNA of Harmonia axyridis, 1434 nucleotides long. RefSeq names its product tektin-1-like. Lineage: Eukaryota; Metazoa; Arthropoda; Insecta; Coleoptera; Coccinellidae. Gene Ontology annotation, cellular component: nucleus; microtubule cytoskeleton. The transcript is spliced from 7 exons. The record is from RefSeq and is a predicted model, not a curated record. The coding region runs from base 77 to 1321 and encodes 414 amino acids. Gene Ontology annotation, biological process: cilium movement involved in cell motility; cilium assembly.
UUAUGUUCUGUCACAGUGACAACAGUUGUUUUUAAUCUUGUAUUUUUCCAGUGGAGAGUGUUUAAAACAUUUUUAAAUGAGUAUGAAUUUUUUUAAUUUAACAUCGUAUGCAUUACAACAAGUAGGCAAGCCGGUGAGAUUCACCUUAGAUCAGUGGUAUAUAGAUAACACUUCGACAACAAGAAACAGUUUGGCCCAACAAGAGGUAGCCGAUAGAAUUUUAGAAGAAUCCAAUAGGCUGACAAACGAAAUCGCCGAAAUAACAAAGUCAAACAAACUGAAUGUUGAUCACAGACUCGAGGAGAAAGUGAACCAAAUCGAGUUCUUACAGAACGAAGUUGAACUGCUACGUAAACAGGUGGGUAUGGAAAUAGAAACGCUGAAUGUCUACGUGAUGCGACUGGAAGACUGCCAACGUGGCUUACAAGAAAACUGCAUGGCUGUUUGUAUGAAGUGUUUGUACUUGAGGGAUCAGAGGUUAGGCAUAGACUUGUGUCACGAUGACGUCCAAAAAGAACUCGAGCAAGAAGCCAAUAUUAUAAGUUGUGCCCAACAACUUAUUAGUCGAGCUCAUGGACAAGUAACUGAACAAAUAAGAGUGCUUCGUUCUUGUAUUUAUUUCAUAGACAGAGACUUGGAAGAUAAGUCUAAAGUAUUGGAAAUAGACAGAGAUAAUAAAGAACUGAAAGAAACAAGCUUAAAUCUGAGCAUGUAUCAUGGCUACACCCGUUUGGAUGUAGCAAACGUAACAGCUGAAGAAUGGGAAGAACAAUCUAUGAAGAACAUUGAAACUGCCGCCAAAGAGAUAAAUGCCGCUAUUCAGCUGAGAACUUUUAUCAAUCUCAUACUGAAACAGACAAUUCAAGAUCUUGUCAGCCAAUACAACUUGGUAAACGAUGCCUUCAAAAGGAGAAUCGAGGAAACCAAGCACAUGAAAGACAAGUUGGAGUUGGAUCAUAGUGAGCUCGUUAGACAAGUCAAUGAGAUGACAAGAAACAUCACCAAGCUAGAAAUUGCCAUCCAGGAGAAAGAAGGUUUUAUGGCGUUGUCCCAUACUAGAUUGGGCAGAAGGGCACAUAGACCUGGUUUGGAACUCUGUAGGGACGUAGCAGACACUUCGUUGAUAGAAGAAGUUAGAAUUUUGAGGAAUAACAUUUCCAAAUUGCAACACAUGCUUUGCGAGUCACAAGCUUCCUUGAGGUACCUUCUGAAAAGUCAAAUUGAAGUCGAGGAAAAAAUUAAUAUUAAACUGAAUACCCUCAAGAUAGACGAAGUUAACUGUAUGACGUUACGAGAAGGAAUGAAUUAUAAAUUUUACUGAAAAUGGAGAAAUCUACACUUUAUGUUUGAAUCGUAUAAUAUUAUGUUUAUUUUUUCAGUGAAUUAUUUUACGUUUUUGUAGUCUAUUGAGUCAUAUUAAAUGAAACCAAAGCA